Molecule: messenger RNA, 1335 nt
Organism: Physeter macrocephalus (sperm whale)
Lineage: Eukaryota; Metazoa; Chordata; Mammalia; Artiodactyla; Physeteridae
Gene: NPTX1
Product: neuronal pentraxin 1
Exons: 5
Coding region: 1-1299 (432 amino acids)
Biological process (GO): axonogenesis involved in innervation
Source: RefSeq, a predicted model, not a curated record
AUGCUGGCCGGCCGCGCCGCGCGCACCUGUGCGCUGCUCGCCCUCUGCCUCCUGGGCAGCUGGGCCCAGGAUUUUGGGCCGACGCGCUUCAUCUGCACCUCGGUGCCGGUGGAAGCCGACAUGUGCGCCGCGUCCGUGGCCGCCGGCGGCGCCGAGGAGCUUCGGAGCAACGUGCUGCAGCUCCGCGAGACCGUGCUGCAGCAGAAGGAGACCAUCCUGAGCCAGAAGGAGACCAUCCGCGAGCUGACCACCAAGCUGGGCCGCUGCGAGAGCCAGAGCACGCUGGACGCGAGCGCCGGCGAGGCGCGGACGGGCGGCGGCCGCAAGCAGCCCGGCUCGGGCAAGAACACCAUGGGCGACCUGUCUCGGACGCCGGCCGCCGAGACGCUCAGCCAACUCGGGCAAACUUUGCAGUCGCUCAAAACCCGCCUGGAGAACCUCGAGCAGUACAGCCGGCUCAAUUCCUCCAGCCAGACCAACAGCCUCAAGGAUCUGCUGCAGAGCAAGAUCGAUGACCUGGAGAGGCAGGUGCUGUCUCGGGUGAACACUCUGGAGGAGGGCAAGGGGGGCCCCAGAAAUGACACUGAGGAAAGAGUCAAGAUCGAGAGCGCCCUGACUUCCCUGCACCAGCGGAUCAGUGAGCUCGAGAAAGGUCAGAAGGACAACCGCCCUGGAGACAAGUUCCAGCUCACAUUCCCCCUGCGGACCAACUACAUGUAUGCCAAGGUGAAGAAGAGCCUGCCGGAGAUGUACGCCUUCACGGUGUGCAUGUGGCUCAAGUCCAGCGCAGCGCCAGGGGUGGGCACGCCCUUCUCCUAUGCCGUGCCCGGCCAGGCCAAUGAGCUGGUCCUCAUUGAGUGGGGCAACAACCCCAUGGAGAUCCUCAUCAACGACAAGGUGGCUAAGCUUCCCUUUGUAAUCAAUGAUGGCAAGUGGCACCACAUCUGCAUCACCUGGACCACCCGGGACGGGGUCUGGGAAGCCUACCAGGAUGGCACCCAGGGAGGCAACGGCGAGAACUUGGCGCCCUAUCACCCCAUCAAGCCACAGGGCGUGCUGGUGCUGGGCCAGGAGCAGGACACUCUGGGUGGCGGGUUUGAUGCCACCCAAGCGUUCGUGGGCGAGCUGGCCCAUUUCAACAUCUGGGACCGCAAGCUGACCCCGGGGGAGGUGUACAACCUGGCCACCUGCAGCACCAAGGCCCUUUCCGGCAACGUCAUUGCCUGGGCUGAGUCCCACAUCGAGAUCUAUGGCGGAGCCACCAAGUGGACAUUCGAAGCCUGUCGCCAGAUCAACUGAGGCCCAGGGCCGGGCUGAGCCUCCUGGUCCUCAGGU